AUGGACAAAAAUACUCGAUUCAUAUUUCAUAUCUAUCUAUCUAUCUAUCUAUCUAUCUAUCUAUCUAUCUAUCUAUCUCAAUCUUUUUAUAUCUCUCUCUAUCUCACUAUCUCUCUCUCUCUCUCUAUCUAUCUAUCUAUCUCAAUCUGUUCAUAUCUAUCUAUCUAUCUAUCUAUCUAUCUAUCUAUCUAUCUAUCUAUCUCAAUCUGUUCAUAUCUCUCUCUCCCUUUCUCUAUCUCUCUAUCUAUCUCAAUCUGUUCAUAUCUAUCUAUCUAUCUAUCUAUCUAUCUAUCUAUCUAUCUAUCUAUCUAUCUCAAUCUGUUCAUAUCUCUUUCUAUCUCUCUCUCUAUCUAUCUCAAUCUGUUCAUAUCUAUAUCUAUCUAUCUAUCUAUCUAUCUAUCUAUCUAUCUAUCUAUCUAUCUCAAUCUGUUCAUAUCUAUCUGUGUGUGUGUGCGUGUAAAACGAAGCAAUGUAGCAGGCAAGCAAUUCUUGUCAGCCAAUGAUAAUUGUCUGCCUUAUAGAAAAUAUUUAUCUCUCAAAAUCUGUUUGGGCGCUCUGAAGAUGCUUGUUGGUCGCGGUAAACCAAUUGGGAUUGAUGUUAGACAAGCUUUCCUUAAGCGGCUCUUCUUUCUAGGUUAUCUAUCUAUCUAUCUAUCCCAAUCUAGUCAUUUCUUUCUUUCUUUCUUUCUUUCUUUCUUUCUUUCUUUCUUUCUUUCUUUCUAUUUAUCUAUCUAUCUAUCUAUCUCAAUCUGUUCAUUUUUUUCUAUCUAUCUAUCUAUCUAUCUAUCUAUCUAUCUAUCUAUCUAUCUAUCUCAAUCUGUUCAUUUCUUUCUUUCUUUCUUUCUUCCUGUCUAA
Molecule: messenger RNA, 855 nt
Organism: Acanthosepion pharaonis
Lineage: Eukaryota; Metazoa; Mollusca; Cephalopoda; Sepiida; Sepiidae
Source: the annotation of a GenBank genome assembly